GGCAUGUUGAAGGUUUCGUCACAGCUUGUAACAUGUAGCAGAGGACAUUGAUCGUGUUUGGAAAGUGUCAACAAAGAUUCAAGAUAAAGGCAAACAAGCAUCAAAGGAAUCAAUUGUUCAAGAUUUUUCAAUUUUAGCAAAUGACAUUCUUAAUGUUAAGAACAAUAUGGUUGGAUGUGAUGAUCAAAUGGAAAGGUUGUUAGAAGAUCUGACUCAAUAUAGUGGCUCGUCUCGUGAACGCAAAUUCAUUCGGAUCAUCGGAAUGAGAGGCAUUGGUAAAACAACUUUAGCAAAAAAAGUUUACAAUAAAGCGGACAUUCGUUCUCAUUUUGAUUUUCGUGCCUGGGCUAUUGCAUCUAGCCAACACAAUGUAAAGAAAAUCUUGAUAAGCCUUCUGCGUUCUCCAAAGGGUGACACAUUUUACAUAGAAGAUGAGGCAGAUCUAGCAGACAUGGUACAAAAAAGUUUGAAGGGCAAAAGAUAUUUAAUUGUAUUGGAUGACAUAUGGAGUACUAAAGCAUGGGAUGACAUGAGACUAUGCUUUUCGAGUGAAAACAAUGGGAGUCGAAUACUGUUAACUACCUAUAACAGUGAAGUAGCUUGUUCUGUUGGUACAGAGAAUCUUUCUUUGUAGAUGGGUUUCAUGGAUCCGGAUGAGAGUUGGAACCUUUUCCAAAGUAUUGUGUUCUCAAAUGAAGAAUUACCAUCUUAUGAGUUCUAGACUAUUGGGAAGAAUAUCGUACAAAAAUGUCACGGGUUACCACUAACUAUUUCUGUGGUUGC
Molecule: messenger RNA, 783 nt
Organism: Lycium ferocissimum
Lineage: Eukaryota; Viridiplantae; Streptophyta; Magnoliopsida; Solanales; Solanaceae
Product: putative late blight resistance protein homolog R1A-3
Exons: 1
Coding region: 167-634 (155 amino acids)
Biological process (GO): defense response to other organism
Molecular function (GO): ADP binding
Source: RefSeq, a predicted model, not a curated record